Molecule: messenger RNA, 639 nt
Organism: Blepharisma stoltei
Lineage: Eukaryota; Ciliophora; Heterotrichea; Heterotrichida; Blepharismidae
Source: the annotation of a GenBank genome assembly
AUGAAGACGAGAAAGACGUGGAGAGAGGAAGUCAUUUCAUCUGAUUUUAAUUCAGUAAACAGACAGAGGAUCAAAGCCACUCAUUCAGAAAUUAUGCGAGAUCUCCAGCUCAUCUCUGAGUGUAGUUCGAAAAUCAUAUACAACAAGCAAUCCAUGUACCCUGAGCUUGACUCUUACGAUCCUAGAAAGCAUACAAAAGUAAUUUUCACAUAGAGAACCAAAUGCUUGAAACCAAAAACUAUGCAAGAUGACGAUAUUUCAGGGAUUCUAGGUCUGGCCUCAUUUAUCAGUGAAAUCGAGGCUUUUAACUCUCAAGAGCCAGCACCUGCGCCCGAGCUACCGAAAAAGAAGCCGAGAGUAAGUCAGAGUAAGAAUAAUCCCAACAAUUUUGACCAUAAUCCGAUGUCUCAGAUCCACCAGCUCAUGAAAGGGAUGAACCAAAGAGCUGGAGUCAACGGUCAAUUAUCAAGCUCCUUUAGCUAUUCUGUAGGAAGCACAAAGCCUAUUAAUAUGGCUGCUCAAAAGAGUAAAUCAAUAGGGCAGGAUUACCAUAGAUGUGCGACGCAUUUGUCCAUUGCGUUGUAUAUAAAAAAUUUACAAGAAAAUAUGAAGUUAAAGAAGCAAAAGGUUGAAAAAUAA